AUGGCUUCCACAUUCUCACCCCUCAUUACUGUCUUCCUCUUCCUCAUCCUUUUGGGUGUCGUCCGGCACACCGGGGAGGCACGUGACCCAUUCGCAUGUGACCCAAAAGAUAGCACCGCAAAGAACAUGCCAUUUUGCAAGGUGUCAUUGGCGAUACCGGAGAGGGUGAAGGACCUCAUUGGAAGGUUGACACUACAAGAGAAGGUUAACAUGCUAGUGAAUAGUGCCGCGGCGGUUCCAAGGCUUGGGAUCAAAGGCUAUGAGUGGUGGUCUGAGGCACUCCAUGGGGUUUCAAAUGUGGGCCCUGGAACCAAGUUUGGACCCCAGUUUCCUGGCGCUACUAGCUUCCCUCAAGUCAUCACAACCGCUGCUACCUUCAAUGUAACUUUGUGGGAGGCAAUCGGACGGGUUGUAUCGGAUGAAGCGAGGGCAAUGUACAACGGAGGAACAGCUGGGCUAACUUAUUGGAGCCCAAACGUGAACAUUUUCAGGGACCCACGGUGGGGCCGUGGACAGGAAACUCCCGGUGAGGAUCCUGUGCUAGCCGGUAGAUAUGCUGCUAGUUACGUGAAGGGGCUACAGGGAACGGACGGUAACCGGUUGAAGGUGGCUGCUUGUUGCAAACACUUUACCGCUUAUGACCUCGAUAAUUGGAACGGCGUGGAUCGCUUCCACUUUAACGCACAGGUUAGUAAGCAGGACGUAGAGGACACAUUCGAUGUGCCAUUCAGGAUGUGUGUGAUGGAAGGUAAAGUAGCGAGUGUAAUGUGUUCGUACAAUCAGGUCAAUGGGGUCCCUACCUGUGCGGACCCCAACCUCCUAAAGAGAACAGUACGUGGGGUGUGGGGUCUUGAUGGGUACAUUGUAGCAGACUGUGACUCUGUAGGGGUGUUUUACAGUAACCAACAUUAUACAUCAACGCCAGAAGCAGCUGCUGCCGAUGCCAUUAAAGCAGGUUUGGAUUUAGACUGUGGGCCUUUUCUUGGAUUGCACACGCAGGAUGCGGUCAAAAAAGGCUUGUUAAGCGAAGCUGAUGUGAAUGGUGCUUUGGUGAAUACACUAGCAGUCCAAAUGAGGUUAGGGAUGUUUGAUGGAGAACCAUCAGCUCAUGCAUAUGGCAACUUGGGUCCAAGAGAUGUAUGCAAACCGGCUCACAAAGAGCUCGCCCUUGAAGCUGCCAGACAAGGAAUAGUGCUCCUUAAGAACAGUGGUCCCAAUUUGCCUCUCUCCCCACAGCGUCACCGCACCGUGGCUGUUAUUGGGCCCAAUUCUGAUGUCACUGUUACAAUGAUUGGAAACUAUGCAGGUAUUGCUUGUGGAUAUACCACCCCAUUACAAGGAAUAGGAAGAUAUGCCAGGAUUAUUCAUCAGCGGGGCUGUGAAAAUGUAGCUUGUGCUGAUGACAAGGAUUUUGGGCCUGCUGUAGAUGCAGCCCGUCAAGCAGAUGCAACCAUUCUAGUGAUGGGGUUGGACCAAUCUAUCGAAGCUGAAACUGUGGACAGGGUUGGCUUGCUUUUACCUGGGCGUCAACAAGAUCUUGUUUCAAAGGUGGCAGCUUCCUCAAGGGGACCAACUAUUUUGGUCUUGAUGUCUGGUGGGCCUAUGGAUAUUACGUUUGCAAAGAAUAAUAAUCGAGUUGUUGGCAUCUUGUGGGCUGGUUAUCCGGGCCAAGAAGGUGGUGCUGCCAUUGCAGAUAUACUGUUUGGAACCACAAACCCAGGAGGGAAACUACCUGUGACAUGGUACCCACAAGAGUACCUAAAAAACCUGCCAAUGACAAAUAUGGCAAUGCGACCAAGCGGAUCAGCAGCAGGGUACCCAGGAAGAACGUAUCGAUUCUAUAAGGGUCCAGUGGUGUAUCCAUUUGGACACGGAUUAACUUACACCCAUUUUGUUCAUACAUUAGCUACUGCGCCCACAGUGGUGUCAGUUCCCUUGAAUGGCCACCGCCGUACCAAUAGCACCAACUUUUCAAACAAGGCAAUUAGAGUGACACAUGCACGAUGUGGAAAGCUCUCCAUAACCCUUCAGGUAGACGUUAAAAAUGUGGGCUCCAAAGACGGCACUCACACAUUGUUAGUGUUCUCUGCUCCGCCUGCAGGGGGUGGCCAAUGGGGACUACAGAAGCAACUGGUGGCUUUUGAGAAAGUUCAUGUUCCUGCAAAGGCUCAGCAGAGAGUCAGAGUCAAUAUUCAUGUCUGCAAGCUCCUAAGUGUAGUGGACAGGUCUGGGAUUAGGAGAAUCCCAAUGGGGGAUCACAGUCUUCACAUUGGCGAUGUUAAACACUCCGUAUCACUUCAAGCAGCAACACUUGGGAUUAUCAAGUCCUGAAUUUUUAAUCCAA
Gastrolobium bilobum is the source of this 2344-nucleotide messenger RNA. Its product is annotated as probable beta-D-xylosidase 2. Gene Ontology annotation, molecular function: xylan 1,4-beta-xylosidase activity; alpha-L-arabinofuranosidase activity. Bases 1 to 2331 code for a protein of 776 amino acids. The transcript has 7 exons. NCBI's taxonomy places the organism in Eukaryota, Viridiplantae, Streptophyta, Magnoliopsida, Fabales, Fabaceae. Gene Ontology annotation, biological process: xylan catabolic process; arabinan catabolic process. The record is from RefSeq and is a predicted model, not a curated record. Gene Ontology annotation, cellular component: plant-type cell wall.